ACAUCUGGUCUCUAGAUGUGCUUGGGGAGGAUGCCGGAGCCUGCCGGGCCGCCGGCGUCCCUUCUCCGCUUCUGCUGCCGAGGAGCCCGGCUGGCGGUUCUGGUGCUGCUCGCGCUGCCGGCGGCGGCCUGGGGUCAAUGCAGUGCCCCGGCAUGGCUUCCUUUUGCCAAGCCUACCCAACUAACUGAUGAGUCUGAGUUUCCUAUUGGGACAUCUCUGAAGUAUGAAUGCCGCCCUGGCUAUUACGGAAGACCUUUUUCCAUCACCUGCCUGAAAACCUUGGUCUGGACAGACGCUACAGACAAGUGCAGACGUAAAUCAUGUAACAGUCCUAAAGAUCCUGCGAAUGGCAUGGUGCAUGUAACCAAAGACAUUCAGUUUGGAUCCACAAUCAAUUUUUCUUGUAAUAAAGGAUUCCGUCUCGUUGGUUCCUCCUCUGCUGCAUGCAUCGUCUCGGGCAAUACUGUCACUUGGGAUGAUGAAACACCUAUUUGUCAGAAAAUUUCCUGUGAGCCACCCCCAGCCAUCGCCAAUGGAGAUUUGAUCAACAAGGGAGAAUAUUUUGAGUACGGAAUGGUGGUGACCUAUCGCUGCAAACGUGGGAAGAGAGGGGAAAAGGUGUUUGACCUCAUGGGUGAAGCCUCCAUAUACUGCACCAGCGAGGACGAUCAAGUCGGCGUCUGGAGCGGGCCUCCCCCUCAGUGCAUUAUACCUAAUAAGUGCACGCCUCCAGACGUGGAAAAUGGAAUCAUGGUAUCUGACAACAGAAGCUUGUUUUCCUUAAAUGAAGUUGUGGAGUUCAGGUGUCAGCCUGGCUUUGUCAUGAAGGGACCCGCCAGAGUGCAGUGCCAGGCCCUGAACAGAUGGGAGCCAGAGCUGCCCCACUGCUCCAGGGUAUGUCAGCCGCCUCCAGAAAUCCCACAUGGUGAGCAUACACCAAGUGACAAGGACAAGUUUUCGCCUGGACAGGAGGUGUUCUACAGCUGUGAGCCCGGCUAUGACCUCACAGGGGCUGCUUCUCUGCGCUGCACACCCCAGGGAGACUGGAGCCCGGGAGCCCCCACCUGUGCAGUGAAAUCCUGUGAUGACUUCCUGGACCAACUCCCUAAUGGCCGUGUGCUAGUUCCUCUUAAUCUCCAGCUUGGUGCAAAGGUGUCCUUCAUUUGUAAUGAAGGGUUUCAAUUAAAAGGCAGUUCCACUGGGCAUUGUGUCUUGGUUGGAAUGCAAAGCCUUUGGAAUAGCAGCGUUCCUGUUUGUGAACCAAUCUUUUGUCCAAGUCCUCCAGCUAUCCUUAAUGGGAGACACACAGGAAAACCUCUGGAAGUCUUUCCCUUUGGAAAAGCAGUAACUUACACAUGCGACCCCCACCCAGACAUGGGGACGACCUUCGACCUCAUUGGGGAGAGCACCAUCCGCUGCACAAGUGACCAGGAAGGGAACGGGAUUUGGAGCAGCCCCGCCCCUCGCUGUGGACUUCCGGGUCACUGUACAGUCCCGGAUCAUUUUCAGUUUGCUAAUUUGAGAACCCAAACCAACAAAUCUGACUUUCCCAUUGGGACAUCUUUAAUGUAUGAAUGCCGCCCUGAGUACUAUGGGAGGCCAUUCUCUAUCACGUGUCUAGAAAACCUGGUCUGGUCAAGUCCCAAAGAUGUCUGUAAACGUAGAUCAUGUAAAAGUCCUCCAGAUCCUGUGAAUGGCGUGGUGCAUGUGAUCACAGACAUUCAGUUUGGAUCCACAAUCAAUUAUUCUUGUAAUAAAGGGUACCGACUUAUUGGUCACUCAUCUGCUGAAUGUAUCCUUUUAGGCAGUACUGUUGAUUGGGGGACAAAGCCACCAAUUUGUCAACGUAUUCCUUGUAAGCCACCCCCAGCCAUCGCCAAUGGAGAUUUGAUCAACAAGGGAGAAUAUUUUGAGUACGGAAUGGUGGUGACCUAUCGCUGCAAACGUGGGAAGAGAGGGGAAAAGGUGUUUGACCUCGUGGGUGAAGCCUCCAUAUACUGCACCAGCGAGGACGAUCAAGUCGGCGUCUGGAGCGGGCCUCCCCCUCAGUGCAUUAUACCUAAUAAGUGCACGCCUCCAGACGUGGAAAAUGGAAUCAUAGUAUCUGACAACAGAAGCUUGUUUUCCUUAAAUGAAGUUGUGGAGUUCAGGUGUCAGCCUGGCUUUGUCAUGAAGGGACCCGCCAGAGUGCAGUGCCAGGCCCUGAACAGAUGGGAGCCAGAGCUGCCCCGCUGCUCCAGGGUGUGUCCACCACCUCCAAAAAUCCUGCAUGGUAAGCACACCUCAAGUGACAAGGACAAGUUUUCGCCUGGACAGGAGGUGUUCUACAGCUGUGAGCCCGGCUAUGACCUCACAGGGGCUGCUUCUCUGCGCUGCACACCCCAGGGAGACUGGAGCCCGGGAGCCCCCACCUGUGCAGUGAAAUCCUGUGAUGACUUCCUGGACCAACUCCCUAAUGGCCGUGUGCUAGUUCCUCUUAAUCUCCAGCUUGGGGCGAAGGUGUCCUUCAUUUGUAAUGAAGGGUUCCGUUUAAAGGGCAGUUCCACUAGUCAUUGUGUGCUGGCUGGAAUGAGAAGCCUUUGGAAUAACAGUGUUCCUGCGUGUGAACAAAUCUUUUGUCGAAAUCCUCCCGCCAUCCUUCAUGGGAGACACACAGGCACUCCUCUGAGAGAUAUUCCCUAUGGAGAAGAAAUAUCCUACACGUGUGACCGCCACCCAGAUACAGGGGUGACCUUCGACCUCAUCGGAGCAAGCACCAUCCGCUGCACAAGUGACAGUCGAGGGAAUGGGAUUUGGAGCAGCCCCGCCCCUCGCUGUGAGCUUUCUGUUCCUGCCGGUCACUGUGAAACCCCAGAGCAGUUUUCAUUUGCCAGUCCUAUAACCCCAACCAAUGGGUCCAAGUUUCCAGUUGGCACAUCUUUGAACUAUGAAUGCCACCCUGGGUAUUUUGGGAGCGUGUUCUCUAUCACCUGCCUAGAAAACUUGGUCUGGUCGAGUGUCAAAGACAUCUGUAGACGAAAAUCAUGUGGAGCUCCUCCAGAACCCUUCAAUGGAAUGGUGCAUAUAAACACAGAUACCCAAUUUGGAUCCAUAGUUAAUUAUUCUUGUAAUGAAGGGUAUCGACUCAUUGGUUCCCCAUCUACUGUUUGUGUCCUCUCAGGCAAUAAUGUCACAUGGGAUAAGGAGGCACCUAUUUGUGAGAGUAUAUCCUGUGAGCCACCUCCAGCCAUAUCCAAUGGCGACUUCUAUAGCAACAACAGAACAUUUUUUCACAAUGGAGCAGUGGUAACUUACCGGUGUCACACUGGGCCAGGUGGGGAAAAGCUGUUUGACCUCGUGGGAGAACAGUCAAUAUAUUGCACCACCAAAAAUAAUCAAGUUGGUCUUUGGAGCAGCCCUCCUCCUCGGUGUGUUUCUGUUAAUAAAUGCACAGUGCCAGAAGUUGAAAAUGGAAUUAGAGUAUCUGGAAACAGGAGUUUAUUUUCCCUCAAUGAGAUCGUGAGAUUUAGAUGUCAGCCUGGCUUUGUCAUGCAAGGGUGGGACACCGUGCAGUGCCAGACCAACAACAGAUGGGGACCUGAGCUGCCACGCUGCGUCAGGGUGUGUCAGCCUCCUCCAGAAAUCCCACAUGGUGAGCAAAGCCCAAGCAACAAACACGACUUUUUGCCUGGACAGGAAGUGUUCUACAGCUGUGAGCCCGGCUUUGACCUCACAGGGGCAGCUUUUCUGCGCUGUACACCCCAGGGAGACUGGAGCCCGGGAGCCCCCACAUGUGCAGUGAAAUCCUGUGAUGACUUCCUGGACCAACUCCCUAAUGGCCGGGUGCUAGUUCCACUUAAUCUCCAGCUUGGGGCCAAGGUGUCCUUUGUUUGUAAUGAAGGGUUCCGAUUAAAAGGCAGCUCUGCUAGUCACUGUGUCUUGGUUGGAACGGAUAGCCUUUGGAGUAGCAGCGUUCCUGUGUGUGAACAAAUCUUUUGUCCAGAUCCUCCGGCUAUCCUUCAUGGGAGACACACAGGCACUCCUCUGGGAGAUAUUCCCUAUGGAAAAGAAAUAUCCUACGUGUGUGACUCCUACCCAGACACAGGGGUGACCUUCGACCUCAUCGGGGCAAGCACCAUCCGCUGCACAAGUGACAGUCGAGGGAAUGGGAUUUGGAGCAGCCCCGCCCCUCGCUGUGAGCUUUCUGUUCCUGUCGCAUGCCCACAGCCACCCAAGAUCCAGAACGGGCAUCUCAUCGGACAACGUGCAUCUCCGUAUCUUCCCGGGAUGAUACUCAGCUACGCUUGUGACCGUGGCUACCUGUUGGUGGGAAAGGCCUUCAUUUUCUGUACAGACCGGGGAACCUGGAGCCAACUUGAUCAUUAUUGCAAAGAGGUAAAUUGUAUCCUCCCACAGUUUAUGAAUGGAAUCCGGAAGGAGUUGGAAAUGAGAAAAGUGUAUCACUAUGGAGAUAAUGUAACUUCGGAGUGUGAAGAUGGGUAUACUCUGAAAGGCAGUCCCUGGAGCCAGUGCCAGGCGGAUGACAGAUGGGACCCUCCUCUGGCCAUAUGUACAUCUCGCUCACAUGAUGCUCUCAUAGUUGGCACUAUCUUUGGUAUGACCGUCUUUAUUUUAUUCAUCAUUGUUUUCUCUUGGAUAAUUCCAAAGCACAGAAAAGGCAAUAAAACAGAUGAAAAAUCUAAAGAAGUGAUUAUCCAAUUACAUCCUCAGAAAGGCAACUGCGAUCAUCCUCAAAGUCUGCAAACAAAUCAAGAGAAGAGCAGUGUCCUUGCCUGACAAAGUAUGCUAUGAAGCCGGGAACACCUUGAAUGAAAUGUUGGUUGGAAAGGAGCCAAUUCAUUUCAACAGAGUAAGAUCUGAGAGUCAUAAUGUCGUUGAAGUGAAUUCACAGAGAUGACGUGUACUUGAAGAUGCUGAACCUCUCCCAGCAUCUAGCGAAGCUCCUUCUUCUUUAGGCCACUUUCUUGUGAUACCCUCACCCUCUGUCCUCACGCUAAAAGCACGCAUCAUCUAGUCAGGAGAAAUUCUACAGUUAGGAUACAGAACACAGUUUGGAUUACUUAAAGGAAAACGGUGUCGCCUAGGAUUUCUGGUUUACAAGUUUGUCAUUUUUCCUUAUUUUAAAAUAUUCAUAAUAUGGAAUGGCUUCAUUAAGGAGAAUUGGAAAAUCCAGGAAGAUAUGAAAAAUAAAUAUGUCACAUAUAAUUAUACUACCUAGUGAUAACCACUGUUAAUAAAUUUAUUUUCUGCCAA
Messenger RNA from Lemur catta (Ring-tailed lemur), 5253 nucleotides. It is a transcript of the gene CR1, whose product is annotated as complement C3b/C4b receptor 1 (Knops blood group). NCBI's taxonomy places the organism in Eukaryota, Metazoa, Chordata, Mammalia, Primates, Lemuridae. Bases 16 to 4776 code for a protein of 1586 amino acids. Gene Ontology annotation, biological process: negative regulation of complement activation, classical pathway. The transcript has 31 exons. The record is from RefSeq and is a predicted model, not a curated record.